AUGGACAGCCUGCAACUAUCUUUGCCACUAGGCGAUCUCUUUCUAAUUCAUUUAGUUUCUUACAAAUUUACAUUGGCACGAACCAUCCAUGUACCUCUUUAUCUCCUUCUCUUUCUUUCUUUCUUUCUUUCUUUCUUUUUUUCUUUCUUUCUUUCUGUCUUUCUUUCUUUCUUUCUGUUGAUUUAUAUCUAUAAAUCUAUUCAUAUCCAUCUACCUCUUUAUCUCCCUUUCUUUCUUUCUUUCUUUUUCUUUCUUUCUUUCUUUCUUUCUUUCUUUCAGUUGAUUUAUAUCUAUAAAUCUAUUCAUAUCCAUCCUUCAUAUCUGUCUAGCAACCUGAGUACCUCUCCAUCUCCCUCCCUUUCUUUCUCUCUUUCUUUCUUUCUUUCUUUCUUUCUUUCUUUCUUUCUUUCUUUCUUUUCAUUAUAUAAGUUGAUUCAUAUCUAUAAAUCUAUUCAUAUCCAUCUCAAUCGGUUCAUUAUCUAUCUAUCUAUCUAUCUAUCUAUCUAUCUAUCUAUCUAUCUAUCUAUCUAUCUAUGUAAUUCUCUGUCUAUCUGUCUGUGUCUGUCUGUGUCUGUCUGUCUCUCUAUCUAUCUAUCUAUCUAUCUAUCUAUCUAUCUAUCUCGGUCUUUUCAUAUCUUUUCUUUUUCUUUCUCUCUCUCUCUCUCUAUCUAUCUAUCAAAUUCUCCCCCCUCUCCCCCUCUCUCCUUUUCUCUCUCUCUCUCUCUCUAUCUAUCUCUCGGUCUUUUUAUCUAUCUAUCUAUCUAUCUAUCUAUCUAUCUAUCUAUCUAUCUAUCUAUGUCACUGGAUCUUUUUCCGUCCUUUUCCAAUCUCCUCGUCCUACCAUCCUCAUUAAUACAACGUCUACUUAAAACUUCUUCAUUUAAUCUACAACUCCCUUCAUUUAUCUUUUCCUCGCUUUAA
Acanthosepion pharaonis is the source of this 921-nucleotide messenger RNA. NCBI's taxonomy places the organism in Eukaryota, Metazoa, Mollusca, Cephalopoda, Sepiida, Sepiidae. The record is from the annotation of a GenBank genome assembly.